GGAAGCAGCGCCGGUUCCGCUGGACUCUUGACUCGCUUCUGCUGCAGGAAAAGUACCGGCCGGUCAGAGUUUAUUGUUCCAGGACUGAAGUUCUGGUCCGGUUCUGAGAGUGAGGAUGCAGACAGAGAUGGUGCAGAUCGACGGCAGCGUGAUGGAGGGGGGCGGGCAGAUCCUGAGACUGUGCGCGGCGCUGAGCGGGAUCACCGGCUCCGCCGUGGAGGUGAGCAAGGUCCGGGCGGGAAGAACCACGCCGGGACUCAGACCGCAGCACCUGAGCGGGCUGCAGCUGGUAUCAGACCUGUGCUCCGGCGACCUCCAGGGAGGAAGCAUCGGCUCCACCGACGUCACCCUGACCCCGGGAAAGAUCCGGUCCGGGAACCACACGGCCGACACGCAGACGGCAGGGAGCGUGUGUCUGCUGCUGCAGGCCGCCCUGCCCUGCGCCCUGUACGCCGACGGCGGCUCGCAGCUCUGCCUGAAGGGCGGAACCAACGCAGAGAUGGCGCCACAGAUCGACUACACCGUCAAGGUCUUUAAACCCAUCCUGGAGAAAUUCGGAGUCCGAUUCGACUGCGACAUCAAAAUGAGGGGUUACUACCCGAAGGGCGGCGGGGAGAUUCUGGCGACGGUGAACCCGGUGAAGGAGCUGCAGCCCGUCAACAUGACGGAGCGAGGAAACAUCACCAAGAUCCACGGCAGAGCGUACGUGGCCGGCGUGCUGCCCUACAAACUGGCCAAAGACAUGUCGACGGCCGCCGUCAGAACCAUCCGGAAGGAGAUCAAGGACCUGUACAUCAACAUCCAGGCGCUGCAGGAGAAGGAGAAGGCCUUCGGGAGCGGGAACGGCAUCAUAAUCAUCGCCGAGUCGUCUACAGGUUGUCUGUUCGCAGGGUCGGCGCUGGGAAAGAAAGGCGUCUACGCGGACAAAGUGGGGAUCGAGGCGGCCGAGAUGCUGCUGAGGAACCUGCGGCACAACGGCUGCGUGGACGAGUUCCUGCAGGACCAGCUCAUCAUCUUCAUGGCGUUGGCGAAGGGAACGUCCCGGAUCCGGACCGGCCCCGUGACGCUACACACACAGACGGCCAUCCACAUCGCAGAGCUGCUGACUCAGGCAAAGUUCACGAUAACGAAGUGCGAGGACGAGCUGAGCAGCGGCAUCACCCACAUCAUCGAAUGUCAGGGAUCAGGAAUAGAGAACCCCCACCUGUAGCUGUACCCCCCCCUACCCCCUCCCCACCCCGCUCCCCCAACACGCUCUGUAAACACACACUGCUGGACUUGGUAGCUGCUCCCCUCCCCCGCCAACCCUCUUAGCUUCUGUCUCUCAGGGUUUUUCCUUAAGAACUGUAAUAAAUGAAUAAAUAAAACUCUUCCCAACAA
This is a messenger RNA of Cololabis saira (Pacific saury), 1380 nucleotides long. RefSeq names its product RNA 3'-terminal phosphate cyclase (gene rtca). Gene Ontology annotation, biological process: RNA processing. Bases 116 to 1210 code for a protein of 364 amino acids. NCBI's taxonomy places the organism in Eukaryota, Metazoa, Chordata, Actinopteri, Beloniformes, Belonidae. Gene Ontology annotation, molecular function: RNA-3'-phosphate cyclase activity. The transcript is spliced from 11 exons. Gene Ontology annotation, cellular component: nucleus. The record is from RefSeq and is a predicted model, not a curated record.